AUGGUGAAAAAGUACAGCAAAAACUUGGAGCUUCGCCUCAGUAGCCGCCACGGUCCCAAAAAGCACGCGGCAGCGGAGCACUCGGAGCUCUCAGCUGACCCUUCCCUGCUCCAACGCCAAGGCCGAAGGGAUGCGCUGCACAGCCGAGGGGAGGGCGAUGACAAGCCGAAGGGUGCCCUUGGCUUCGGCGCAACGGAUUAUGUCCCCCAAGUGCACAAGCUCAUCACGCAGUUCAGCGGAGUGGAGACAGACUCCGGCUCCUGCCUAGCCUUUGCCCCAAGCAUUCGAGGAGGACCCGGAAACACGGUUCUGCCGAGGGAUUGGCAGACACCGGGCCAGCAAAGCGACAGUGUGCCAGAGGAGUUCAUCAAGUUGGAGCCUUGGGCUGUUCCGUGUACCAACGAGUGGAUGAAGGACAACCCAAGCAAGUGGGAAGGAUAUUCCUUCUACACCUGGGAAUCGCCGGUGGAAAGGUGUGCCACUGUUGUGUACAGUUUGUCACUUCAGCCUGUCAUCGCCUUUGUUGGCGGCUUGGAGUUCGACAUCAUGCCUGCACCCAUAGCCGAGGUGGAGACCUUGGUCUGCUGGCCAGAGACCCAGCCUGGCGGUGAGGGGCCGAGUGUGGACCUCAGCGCCAUAGAAAUGCACAUCAAGUCGGGCGGAGUGCCGCUGCUAACGAGAACGCUUCGCUUGAAGAAGCGCUUCGGGUCCGGAAAUGCUGACUUCAGUGGUGAGAACAUCAAAGCGACGACGGCCAGCGGGAAGCUGAACUUCGGUGUGCCCGAGGAUGGCGCCGAUGACUCGGGCCUGAAUGCCAUGUCCAGGGAGUCUUUGCUUGAGGCCAACUCGAGUCGAGGUCGCCCGGAGGGCUUCGCUGGCUUCGAGGUUGAGCAGACGGGCUUUCUGGCCUCCAUGGUGUACGACAUGCUGUCGGGACCCAAUGUCACCGGCUCUUGGCAUGGUGCAGAGGCAGCCAAGAGGCUUCGACCGCUCUUUCCGAAGGACUCCGCCGGCACAUCCUUCGUGGAGUCGCAGCAAGACGAGCAUGUCCUCUUUUCGCUGACCAGCCCAAACAGUGGGCUGGUUGGCUUCGAGACCUACGGCCUCUUGAGCAACAGCAAGUUGCAGUUGGGUGUGCAGCUGCAGCCUGGCCUGACUCAGGGUCUCUGA
Molecule: messenger RNA, 1170 nt
Organism: Symbiodinium necroappetens
Lineage: Eukaryota; Dinophyceae; Suessiales; Symbiodiniaceae
Source: the annotation of a GenBank genome assembly